GCUCUAGGGAAUUCCGAAUGAGGAAGGAAGGAAACCAGUCCAACACCUACGCAAUUCUGGGUCCUGUUUCGCCCAAGCAAAUGCUGGCUUUCUAGAUUCUAGUCUCUAGGCUCAGCUGAAAGUCCAGAAGAAGGUGGGAUUUCCUGCCCAUACCAAAGAAGCAGCUGUACCUUUCACAGGGGUGUAGGAAUGGCUGAGGAGAAUUCUGCGGCGGAGGCGCUGGAGUCGAUGCACAUUUCACAUCCAGGAACUGACAAUGCUGGAGCGGCUGGCCAAGAGAAGGAAAAGGAGCUGAAUCAGGCCACUUUCUUCCACUGCGUCGAAGCACAGAAUGCAAAAACUCUGCAGAUCCUGACUCGGACAAGACAGGUGGAUGUCAAUGCCGUCAAUCAAGAGGGGUUGACUGGUUUGCACAUUGCCGUGAGUCAAUAUGACAAAACCCGGAACACCGACAUUGUAAAGAUUCUGCUGGAGGUAGGGGCAGACAUCAACAAGAAGGCAGCUGACAAGGCAGCAGACAAAUUCCUGAACAUUGUCCGCGUGUCAGAUUCCAAGCAUGGCAAAGAGGAGACGGCCAAGAUCAAGGUCAACGGCAUGACGCCCCUGCUGUUGGCUCUGGAGCUCAAGUCUUCGCUGUAUGUUAAAGGGAUGGAGUAUCGCCACUGGGACGCCAUGCUGUCGGUCCUGGCAGCCGCCACCAUCAAGCAGGCCUCCAACGCCGACGUACAUGCAGCGACACAGGAGGCCGAGCACACCGCCUCGCUGGCGGCAUUGCAGCAGGGCUGGGCCGCCGUGUUUGACAGCGGGGCGCACGAGCUGGUGGACCUGCGGGCGGAGGGGAAGGACAUCCCGGCGUUGAAGCAGAUCGUUAUGCACUCCUCCAAGCGGUGGAAGCGCGAGAUCGAGUCACAGGACUCCACCGCGCGCUCGUCUCUCACGCGGGGCGGCCUGCUGCUCGAGGUCAAAGAAGCAUCGUACACCGUCAUCCAACACCUGGUGCGCUACCUGUACUCCGGGCUGGGAGACGACGAGUUUGUCAAGACCAGGGGGGCCGACGUCUUCCUAGCAGCCUACAGGUACGAGAUCCCGGACGUGUGCCAAGUGUUGGAGAAGAAGCUCGACAUCACCCCGGACAACUGGAUCAAGGUGUUGUCGGUGGCAAUCGUUGCCGGCUCGUCCCUACUCACUCUGCGCGUGGCCCAGUCCAUCAAGCACCUCUUGGAUAAGCGCCUGUCCUUCUCUCACAUUCGCCGGCCCUCGUUCUCUUACAUGGAGUUACCCCCUCAUCAGCCGUUUGGCAAAGCGGAGAACGAGAGUGCUGAGAACCUGCGAAAGAUUGAGGAGAGCAGCCGGGAUUAAGGGGUACCGCGCCGAUAGAUUGGGCGCGUCACGCAAGGUUCUGCAAAACGAGAUUCAAAAGACUCUUAAGGGGAGGAAUACUAACACUAAGAAAGUUUCGCCAGGUUCUGGAUGCAUGCUUUAACGAUCAUACACAAUUUUGUGGAUAAACCAUUAAGGCCCUCAAGGGUGUACUAGACUACUAUAUAUAUGGUGAGUACGAUAGAUAAUGCUUUUGGGGGAGUUGAACGGCUAGACGCAAGUGGCCGCAUGUAUGAUACAAGAAAGCGCAAUGAGCAAGAGUGUAGGCAAGACAUGGGUUUAUGGGGGCUAUGAGAAAUAUCAAAUAUAUGCAGAUAAGGGGCUAAGAGAUACACGGCGGUUUUGAUUGCGGGGCCAGAAAAGCUUGAAAGUUCGACUUUGUAAUCAGGACGGUACAAUAUUGACACGGCUUAUAUAUAAAGAUUUGAUAUGAGGAAUCCGAUAAAGAAGGGCAACUUGCAUUUGCGAAAUGCUGCCGAAGUUAAUCCUGUCUG
Molecule: messenger RNA, 1874 nt
Organism: Klebsormidium nitens
Lineage: Eukaryota; Viridiplantae; Streptophyta; Klebsormidiophyceae; Klebsormidiales; Klebsormidiaceae
Source: the annotation of a GenBank genome assembly